Coccinella septempunctata (seven-spotted ladybird) is the source of this 1624-nucleotide messenger RNA. RefSeq lists its product as uncharacterized. The transcript is spliced from 2 exons. Bases 341 to 706 code for a protein of 121 amino acids. The record is from RefSeq and is a predicted model, not a curated record. NCBI's taxonomy places the organism in Eukaryota, Metazoa, Arthropoda, Insecta, Coleoptera, Coccinellidae.
AAAAAUUCGCAAUAAACUAUAUAGCCUACCUAUACUAUAUAGAAAAUCCGCCUCUGAAACGAUUCGAUCAUUUAUACAACGUUCUGCCAAGAUAGAAAAGUUUCUUUCUCGGUCAAUACAAGAGGUUUCCCACCCUGUAUUUAUAAAAGCAAAAACUUUUUUUAGAUAUCACUUGCUUCCCCCAUUUAAUGACUUCCAUUUAUCAUAAAUGAGCGAAACGCGGCAAGCACUGCUACGUGGCUUUCUUAAGCGAUACAUAUUUUAGAAGGUUCAAAAUUCGAUAAAAUUGUCCUUCAUUCAACGUUACCUCAAGUAUGGUGUUAUUGCUUCACUUCGAAUUAUGGAUGACCAGAGCGUUGAUGCUUAUAGGAACGGUUUUUUGUGCCUUCUUGUUUGCACAGCUCUAGGAAUAUGGUUUUUCAUGCGUAUUAUCAAAAAUAGAAGGAAAUUCAAUCAUAAUAUGGAGUUGAUAGGGCACGAGUUGAAGAGGAUGGAAGACAAAAUUCGUAACAGCGGAAAUGGUACGAGUGAAGACGAGGAAAGUCUAUUGGCUGACCAGUCUGGAAUGGGUUUAGUGGAUUUGUUGAAUCAGCUGAAGGAACUAGAAGAAGAGGAGAUGAAGAGAAAACUUGAGAAAGAAGAGGAGAUCAGUUGUCCAGAUGAUGAAGAAGAUGUUACUCCUGUUCAAGAUAAGAAGAAUGACUGAAAAGAUCCUGUAUUAUAAGAGCACCUUACAUAUCAUGUUGAGUGGUAAUUUUUUUGAUGAAUUGUCAUAUGGGAAAUUGUUUGAAAGAAGUGUUUACUGACAAAAUUGGAUGAUAAUCUAGUUUUAUUUGUAUGUUUUACCUUGUAAAAUGAUAAUAAUUAUAAUGAAUUGAAGAUCUGAAAAAUUCAAUUGUUCAUUUCAUUAAUUAGCCUCACAUAUCACUUAUACAUUUAUCUGUCGAUUAAUCAAAUUUGAAACUCGCCAGAUUUUCAAGAAUUUUGUUCUCAUUAAGCAAUAUAUACAUAUCAACAGGUCCGUAUUCGCAAGAAUAGAUCUGAUGGUGGCUCUCUAGGAACGAAACGUCGUAUUGAAUAUCAAUUCAUUACAUUUCAAAAUUAACAAAUGAGGAUAAAUAAAAAAUGCCUUGUAAUAUCAAUUGGAGAAUUUUAUUUUGAACACUGAUGAUAUUGAUAACAAGAAUAUUUUAAUAUGUAAGUACAGACAGGUACAUCAACAAAAAAUACUUGAAAUAUACAUUCCAGUUUGUUUGAACACACAAAUGGUGAAGGAGAAGCAGGUUUUCUCAAAUAUUGCACUACUUCUUCAAGAAUCCAUCCAUAAAUAUAUCCCUUUAAAGUUUAAGUUGCAACUGCUGAAUGUAUAUUCUACAUAGAAUGUGUAAAAUAACGUAAUGAGCUAAAUAUUAUAAUAUCAGGAAUAAAAUAUAUAAAACAAUAAGCAUCAUGAAAUGGUUUUUUCACCCAACAUGAUAAGGUAUUGAUUUCGAAGUACAGGUAACUUCAUAAUGCAAAAUGGAAAUAAAUAAAUUAUGAUAAAAAAUAAAAGACAUCUAAAAAAACAUAACAAAGAAUAUCAAAUUUACUGAAUUCUGAGCUACAGUACAGAAGCGAAUGAUAU